Messenger RNA from Equus caballus (horse), 1268 nucleotides. The record is from RefSeq and is a predicted model, not a curated record. NCBI's taxonomy places the organism in Eukaryota, Metazoa, Chordata, Mammalia, Perissodactyla, Equidae.
AUGCGUGCGCGUGGACAAAACCUGGGGAAAUUCUUUCCAUCUCCUCUCCUUUCUUGCUCGAGCUCCCUCCCCAAGCACUGCCGGGGCUGCAUUGCCCCUGCUUCUUUCUCCCUAGGCCGGUGGAAGCAGGGAGAAAGUUGGGCGCCGCUCGGAGCGCCUCUUCUCCCGCUGUGUGUGUACGUGUGCACGCUCACGUCUCCCCGGCGCCGGGGCCGGGGACAGGAACUGCUCCGGGCAUCGUCAGUCCGACGGCGCAGCUCUGGGGGCUCGCAGGGCUGGAGGAGGGCGGGGACGCGAGCGCUGAGGCCGAGUGCCCUGCGGCACUUACCCCGGAUUGUUGCGUCCUCGCCCCUCCCCCGCCGCCUCCACCCUCCUCCUGGAGAACAGGACGCGGAUUUGGAAUGCGUGCGCGGUGACCAGUGCAGACCUCCGCCUCGGCAGGGAGAAAUGGAGGCUUCGGGCCCCCGCCGCUCCCCAAAGAACCGCAGAUUGCUGUGGGCUGAUUUUUACGGCCUCUGUUCCACCAUUGCAGCCUGUGACUCCGAGGUGCAAACUCGGCCAGCCCAGAGAGCCUUAUGGGGAAGUCUUUCCUCCUGCUUUGGAGGGAAAGAAACGGAGGUCUCGCCAACACCGCUGAUUCGCCUGAAGUCACACAGCUUGUCUGAGGAGAAGCAGGGGUUUGCACUCAGGUGCCUUGAGCUUUUCCCUGUCCCCGUUUCUUCCCUGUUGGCUUUACCGGGAGAAUCACCCUCUGACAACGUUUCUGAGAGGGCGUUUGAAAUGGGCUCAGCGUCGCGUCUGACUGUGGCCUCUGCACCUUAAGAGGAACAAAGAGAAUUUCCAAAGUGGUCAAGUAAGUUACAAAGGAAACCUGGAGAAUAAAUGAUCUCUGAGGAAUGUUUAGAGGAACUAGGAUGAUUUCAUUUGGAGAAGGCUGAUUAUAUAAUGGGUCUUCAGGUUUAUGAAAGAUUGUUAGAGACGGUGGCCACCAGCUGUUCCUCAUCUCCACUCUGGACCGGAGAGGAGGAAAUUGGCUUAAGCCGCAGCCUGAGGGUGUCUAUAUGGAAGAAUUUCCUGACGCUGGAAUGGGCAGGAAAAAAAAAAAGCAGGCCCUUUUUCUGAGGACACCAAAUGGAGACCAGAGUCGUCUCGGUGUGUGUGGGCUUUUUAGCAGCCAAUUAAUCGGGCUCACUGGGCGUGUGCCUUGGGAUUUUGUCUCUAGAAGCUCUCCGGGUUGCAGGGGAACGUUGCAGGACCCUCUCUGACAA